UGUUUUCUGUCAUUUCUGUUGGAAGUGUUUUGAUUCCGGAAUUUUCAGGGAAUUUUCAAUGUUGUGCUCUUGCUCUUGUGCUUGUGAUGGUUUCAGUCAUUCAGUCAUGUUAUCAUUCUUAAUAUGAAAACACGUAAAAGUACUAUGCCUAGUAGUGACCAUUCAUCACUCAAACCUACUUUGUGAAGUGAUUUCAGGAAUAAAUAUAAAUCCUUCUGAUAUUGGUACCCUAACUUUAGGGACAAAACAUUCCGAACAAAAGUCAAAAUGGGCAAAAUGAGGAGCAAAGCCACAGUCAGGCCCAACCAGAACCUGCUGCAACGCAGGCAAUGUACCAUAUACGAUCCCGAGUUCAAAAAAAUCGUUGCUCUUUACGCCGAACAAUACGGCACUGGUAAGGCUAAAAGUAAAUUCAGCGUGAACGAAUCUAACAUCAGAAGAUGGCGGCGAGUUAUAAAGAACGCCGGCAUUGUGAAUAUUCUGGAAAAACCCCCGGAAAAACCGGGGCCAGUUGAAACUCCAGAGGAGCAACCAGCCUCGCAACCAGCGGCAGUCAAAGGCAAGAAAACUUCGAAAAACAUUGUGAAGGCUGGUGGAGUCAAGAAUGCUUUAGACUCCAUGCCGCUGCAGCAGCGCCUCCAAGCGCCUCCCUCCACCACCGACCUGGAGCCGGUCCUGCACAGUCAGCCAUUGUCGCCCACCAAGCUCAAGGUCACGCGGCACUCCAAACCAACCCCUUCCGCCUCUUUGCCACCCCCCACGCCGCCGCCUAUUGUGGAGGAGAUCAGCCUCAAGUGGAACGGCCACCACUCCAACAUGCAGACUUCUUUUCCCGGUUUGUUGCUGCGGGAGCAGUAUGUUGAUGCGACGUUGGUGGCCGAAGGGCAGAGUUUGAAGUGUCACAGGGUUAUUCUAUCAUCCUGUAGCACCUAUUUUGAAGAAGUUCUUGCCAGUAUCAGCCCCUAUCAACACCCAGUGCUCUUCAUGAAGGAUAUCCCAUUCUGGAUCCUGAAAUCCCUGUGCGAUUACAUGUACGCUGGAGAAGUCCACAUUCUUCAAACCAAACUGCAAGAACUCUUAGCAGCUGCAGAGAAUCUGAAAAUAAAGGGCCUUACUGAGAACCCAGCACCUGAUCCAGCAGUGAAAACAGAACCGCAAGAUUUCAUAAAGGAGGAAAAGAAAGACGAGGAAGAAGUGAAGAAAAAGGAAGAAAAAGACCCGAGAAAGAAAGAAGAAACAAGGAAGAAGGAAGAAAGAGAGGUGAAGAAGAAAGAGGAGGUGAAGAAGAAGGAGGAAGUGAAAGAGGUGAAAGAUAAGAAGAGAAAUCAGGUCACCCCUCCACCUGAUAUGCCGGUGUUGAAGAGCGCCAAACUGUCAAAAGUGACGCAACACACUGAAAUGCCCAAUCUGUCAAGGAACGCUAAAGGCUCGAGGGCCGGAGUUUCACGAAGAACUGCGAAGAGAGCCGAAAAAGUCGAGAUUGCACCCAAAGAACCUAGCAGCUUGUUCCUGGAUCCGUUGGACUUGCUGGAACCUGUUUACGAGGAAGUUACCAAGGAACCUUCCAACACCAGCACCCCUAAAGAAACGAAAACUGUUCCUGUCAGAAGGAGUUUUCCUAAAAAGCUCAAGAAGAGGAAGAUUAGUAAUGACAGAGAAGAAUCUCCACAGCCAGUUCUAUCGAAAAAAGGCACCAGAUCUCGCCCUAACCGAAAAGUCCCCAAAUUCUACCACUCCAACUUCGACAAUUCGACUAUCGUACGGGAACCCCACACAGACCAGGCAGACCCGCUGAUGCAGCUGCAAGAAAUCAAAUCGGAGCCCCUUUAUCUGGAAGAAAACACCAUCGAAAUCGAAGACAAUCUAGUCGGCUUCAGCGAACAAGACAUCGCCAUCGAAGAAGAAAUCAUGGGAGACUAUGACAGCCCCAUAGUCAAUUUCACCAGGGGCAAAACCGAAGAGGUCGAUUUAGGUCCCCAACCCAUUAUCGAGGGUAAAACAGAGAACACUUUGAAGAUCGUUAAUGUCGAAGAUAUAAGAGGAGCCACCUGUCAUAAGAGCGUUUAUUCUGCAGAAGAAGAUCCACUUCAAGUGCAGAAUGUUAUCGAAAGCAAUGAAAAUUCCUUGGGGUUUCGUAUCAGUGAGGUGGUAACUGAAAAGGAAUAUUGCAGGGCAGCGGAUGCCUACAAGGACUUGGGGUUCCAGAUUACCAAUGUAGUGAGUGAGAAAGAAAAUGGCACUGGCGUAGAAGAAGAAACUAGGGCAUGUAGUGAAAUUGCUUUCCGAAUUUCCAAUGUACAAACUGAAGUGGAAGAAUCUGCAGAAGAUAUUAAAGGAAAUGAAGAUGAGAGUUGUGGCAGCGGACACCAAGAACUGAAGGUUGUAAAGGAACAUUUUGGGAAUACUGAAAAAGAAGUGCCAAAAGAAACCCAGGAAAAAACUACACCCGAAUCUGAACAUUCCAAAAACCUUCUAGAUGAUGGAAUGAAAGACACAAGUCUGUAUAAUACUCCUUUGGAAGCAAGUGAAAAGGAUGAUGAAACUCCAGCAUUUAUAGGCUUCCAAAAUACUGAUGUCCAAAGCACACUGAAUGAUCCGGAAAAAAUGGAGGUAGAUGAAGAUUCAGAGAUGAUAGCUACUGAAGAUAGUUUUCAAGUUGAAGAACAACAUGAAAUUUCCACUGGAAAUAUGAAGGAAAAUCCGUGUUCAACAAUGGACAUAGAUAAUGUUGAGAGUAAUAGUUUGGAAAACUUUGCUGAUGCACCAGAAGGCCAGACUGAAACAGAAAUGGAACUUGGAGAUAUAAUGACAAAUACUUCGACACAGCAAGAGAGGAUAUCCAGUGAAGAUUCGUCUCAAUGCCCCAAGGACUCUCAUCUUACUUCCUCACAAAGUCAACCCACAUGGGAAAUGACAGAGUUUGGUUGUAAUGUCAGUUUAGCAAGUGUUGAAACUCCUGACGAACCUAAGGAUAUCACUCCAGGUGAGGCUGAAGUUAGCCUCUCAGAGUUUGGCUGUCAUAGCAACUCUGAGUGUAUGGAAAAUCCUUCACAGUUGAGGCCCACAGAACCAGAGUGUUCAAAAACUCCUGAGGAACCUUCAGAUAUUAGUCCAAGUGAGGCUGAAUUCAACUCAACAGACUUUGGUUGUGCUAAGAAUACUACAGAACCAGACUGUCCUGAAACUCCUCAGGAAUCUCCAGAUAUUAGUACAAAUGAGGCUAACCUCAACUUAGGCUUUGGCUGUCAUAACAACCCAGAGUGUAUUGAAAAUCCUGCAGAACCGAGAACCACAGAGCCAAAUUGUUCUGAAAUUCCUAAGGAACCUCCAGAUAUCCAACCAAAUGCAGCUAAGCUUAUCUCAACAGAUUAUAUUGAGAAUCCUACAGAACUUAGGCCCACAGAACCAGAGAGCUUUGAAACACCUGCAGAACCAAAUGAAGAAAAAUUAAUCACAACCGAGUUUGGUUGUCUUGGCAACCCAGAGUAUACAGAACUGAGGCCCAAAGAACCAGAGCCAGAGGGCUUUGCAACACAUAAAGAACCAAAUGAGGACGAAUCCAACUCAACACAGUCUGGUUGUCAUAGCAACCCAGAAUAUGUUGAAAAUCCUACAGAACUAAGGCCCACAGAACCACAGUGCUCUGAACCUCUCGAUAUCUGUCCAAGUGACAAUCAAUUCGGCUCAACAGAGUUUGGUUGUCAUAGUGACCCAGGAUAUGUUGAAAAUCCUACAGAACUGACGCCCACAGAACCACAGAGUUCUGAACCUCUUGAUAGCAGUCCAAAUGACAAUGAACUCGACUCAACAGAGUCUGGUUGUCAUAGCAACCUAGGAUAUGGUGAAGAUCCUACAGAACUGAAGCCCACAGAACCAGAACUUCCUGUGAUCUCUCCAACAGAGUUCGGUUGUCAUAGCAACCGAGAGAGUAUGGAAAACCCUGCAGAGCUGAGGCCUACAGAACCAGAACCGGAAGUUAUCAAUCCUGCUGGGUUUGGGGCAGUCGAGGAGAAAAUGGACUUCUUCUCCUCCGAUGAGUGUCUACAGGGGUUUUCGCCGGACGAACCGGGUUUCCACAUUGCGCAGCUCGCCAUAGAGCAAAUCGCUCAGAACGAGGAGGAACACAGGCUUCGGGAGGUGGAGAAGAAGAGCAGCAGCUCGACCAGCAACGAUUUGGAGACGAUCGUGAACGAUCUGACGAAAAUUGUUGGAGGGUCGGGAUCUGCGGGCGAAGAAGAAGACUCUAGUGCCAUAGCCGAGUCUCUUGAGAAUCUCCUGAACGAGUAAGUAGGUAUUUGUAUGGACUUUAUUGUGACAGUGUACAGGGUCUCCCUCGUUUUUGGACUAGAUGGGGGACUAGAAUAGCAAGGAAUGCAAAUCUAGGAUUUCACAGUGAUUUUUCAAUGAUAACAAACUAACCUCCAUAUCAUCAUACCAAAUGUUCUUUUUAGCAGCUACGGCGUUUAAAUUGGAUUUUUCUUCAAGAUUUUGUUGAGUUCAAUCAAAAUCCUUUAUUUGGCUUCCAUUAAUUCACAGGUUUUGUGAUCUAGGAUGUUGUAGUAUUCAUUCAUGAAAAAUGUCUCUUAUCACAAAAUCAGUGAAGAAAUUCUUGUCAAAGAAUCAGUAAUUCUGCAUGAACAGAAUGAGAUAAUUGAGCUGAAACUCGUAGAUAAUGAUUCAAUAGUUUCAAAGAGUAUCAAUGAAUACACAAGUAAGUCAAAAAUCAGGUAAUGAAUGUGGGAAUCAUUGAAGGGAGUAUUUAGUGGCAUACUCAAAAAAAUCUUUUGACUUAUCAACAGGUGUUUCCGAAAUUGGGGAGAUCAAUGAAAUGGAUGAUAGGAAACGAAAAAAUGAAACGAAAUGAAAGAAUGCAUUUUUGGCAAAAAAAAUAUUUUGGGAUAUAUUGAGCUUCAAAGUUUGCCUGAAACUUGUAAAUCAUUGAUGAGAGGUCAAUAGUCCAACUCAAGCGUUGGCUUUCGGCGAAAUCACAAGCACCGACUUUUGCAAUGUUGCCAGACGGUCAUUAUCAUUCUGGGACACACUAUAUACUAGUUGAUUUUUUGUUGGUUCUUUAGUAAUAUUUCUUUCAUCUGUCGUAUUUCACCUUUCUUGAUUUUGAAUCCUUGGAAGUUCUUGCAUAGUUUUUUCAACAUCCAAUGUACGCGUCAUUUUAUUUAUU
This is a messenger RNA of Phaedon cochleariae (mustard beetle), 5179 nucleotides long. Lineage: Eukaryota; Metazoa; Arthropoda; Insecta; Coleoptera; Chrysomelidae. The record is from the annotation of a GenBank genome assembly.